UUUUUUUAUUUUAUUUUUAUUUGCAUAUGUUUGUCAAGUUUCAAAUAAGGAGAAAUUUAUUUUAGAGGAAGUCGUUUUCAUUUAUAAAAUAUUUAACUCUCUGAUUUGAUAAUCCAAAAAUGGGCAUUACAAUAUAUGGCUACUUAAUAUAAACUAAUUACUAUAUUUUGUUUCCGUGAUAUAAAAUGUAAAUGAUUCAUAUCCUGAUAUUUGUUUUUGGUCAUAUCGCUCACCUCUACUCACCAUCCACUUUCAUUGAGUGCAAAAAGCUGCAGUAUCCCUUUAACCCCUGCACUAUAAAUAAAGUGAAUGAUGGUGUAAUUCCACAGUUCACUAGCAGAUGUCAGUGUGUGUGUGUGUGUGUGUGGAGCAGCGGAAGUGACAUCAGCUGCUGUGUUUACACACACACAUAGCUGUCAGCUCAGUCGUGCACUUCCAGCUGGCUCCGGGCGCAAUGAUUUACCCAAAGUAUCCCGACACAGUGAGAUUUCAGAAGGUUUAUUGCUGUUUGGAGAGAAGAAUCUCAUGUUUACUUUCUUGUGAGAGGAAGUGAGAUCCAGAAAGAUGGCAGGUAACGGCGGGCAUCUCAGCGUGAGGCACUGGACUCCGAAGCACGUGGGCCGCUGGCUGCGCGAGGAGGGUUUCUGCUGUUACGUGGACCUGCUGUGUAACAAACAUCGUCUGGACGGCACCAGUCUGCUGACGCUGAGCGAGUACGACCUGCGUUCCCCUCCGCUGGAGCUCAAGGUACUGGGAGACAUCAAACGGCUCAUGGUUUCUCUCAGGAAGCUUCAGAAGCAGAACACUGAUGUACUAGAAGAGCUCGGACUUUCCUACGACGGACACUCGCCUCAGAACAACACAGGUGGAGUGGAUUGGUUGUGUAACGGCGGCGACUCUGUGCGUGAUUGUAACGCUGUAUUGGACUCUCUGAGUGGUGACCAGUAUCACCAGUACAACAACGGCAAAUACAAGCAGCAGCCGCGGAGACUGGACCCGGAGUACUGGAAAACCAUCAUCAGCUCCGUCUACGUGGUCUUCGUCUUUGGUUUCACGUCAUUCGUCAUGGUGAUCGUACAUGAGCGAGUGCCAGACAUGAGGACAUACCCACCACUACCUGACAUCUUCCUGGACAGUGUACCCAGAAUCCCAUGGGCUUUUGCAAUGGCGGAGGCAUGUGGCGUGAUCUUGUGCUCUAUUUGGCUGCUAGUGCUGCUGCUUCAUAAGCACUGGUCGAUUCUGUUGAGGCGGUUGUGUAGUCUCAUUGGGACAGUUUUCAUGCUGCGGUGCAUCACUAUGUUUGUGACGUCUCUCUCUGUACCGGGUCAACACCUGCAGUGCACUGGGAAGAUAUACGGUGACAUGUGGGCGAAGCUUCAGCGCGCCGUGGCCAUAUGGAGCGGGUUUGGAAUGACCCUCUCUGGAGUCCAUACAUGUGGAGAUUACAUGUUCAGUGGACAUACUGUCGUUAUCACUAUGCUCAACUUCUUUGUCACAGAAUACACGCCGCGCAGCUGGAAUUUCAUCCACACACUCUCGUGGGUUCUCAACCUGUUCGGGAUCUUCUUCAUCCUGGCCGCUCACGAGCAUUACUCCAUCGACGUCUUCAUCGCGUUCUACAUCACCACCAGACUCUUCCUGUAUUACCACACGCUGGCCAACACACGGGCGUACCAGCAGAGCCGCCGUGCGCGAAUCUGGUUCCCCAUGUUCUCCUUCUUUGAGAGUAAUGUUAAUGGACCUGUUCCGAACGAGUACUGCUGGCCGUUCACACGACCCAACUUACUCAAAAGGCUUAUUGGCUAACACACACACACACACACACACACACACACACACUUGCGUAAAUUCUUGCGUUGCCAUGAUGGACGUCAAAGCCUGCAUCGAACACGCACAUUUAUAAUCGCUUUCUCUGGUCGGUGUCAGUCUUCUAAAGGGAUUGGGAUCAAAUUUGCCCAUUAUUGUGGAUUUUUUGCAUAUUUUUCCACUGUGGAAACAGACGCGACCUUUCAUUCGGGUUUUAAGACUUUACUUUCUAGCCAGAAUCUGAAGCGGUCUUGGCAGGGAAACUUUUAGGCAUCUUAAAACCCUUCGCAUGGCACAGUUGGCAGUAUACAUUUUUCCUUGUUUCAUAAGAGUAGAUACUUGACAUGAUGAAGCCCUCAUUUCUUCCAAAGACAUUUCAACCUUGAAACAUUUAUGCAUUUGGCAGACACUUUUAUCCAAAGUGACCUUACAGUGCAUUUAAUACAGGGACAAUCCCCCUGGAGCAACCUGGAGUUAAGUGUCUUGCUCAAGGACACAAUGGUGGUGACUGUGGGGGUCAAACCAGCAACCUUCUGAUUACCAGUUUACCAGUUAUGUGCUUUAGCGCACUACGCCACCACCACCACCACUCGACUGAAACAUCUUAACAUUUUGAACUUCUCAUUUGUUUAUAUAGUACGAUAGAUUUGGUUUUGUCAGUAUUAGUAUCUGAAAAUUAAUUUUCUGCUAAAUUUCAUCCUAAAAAAAAAAAAAAAGGUGUCCUUGUUUCUGUCUUAUUUUAAAUGAGUAUAUUUGAAAAGUAAGUCUUGCCAAAACGUUGAAAUGCUUGAAUGAAAAUGAUCUUCUUUAACAGCGAUUGGCCCGUAUGUCUUUGUUUAUUUACAAAUGUCAUUUUUUGUUGUCGUUAAACAUUUAUGAUUUAUUUUGAGAUUUACUGUUGAUGGUUAAGGUGGCCAUAGUAACUUUGUGAAAGUUUACAAAAAAAUGUAAAUGACUUAAAUUUGAUGAUGUUUUUAUCUUAAAUGAUUUAUACUGUAUAUGGUGUAAAGGGAUGUUUAUAUCAGAAACGGGGCGAGUUUUAAUGAGGUUUUCUGUGUUGCGUUAUUAGGAUUUUAAUAAAAAAUAAAUUAAGUGUUAAUGCAUUGAAUCGAGUAAUCUUUAUAGAAAAAUAAUGAUAUAAAAAUAGAGUAAAAUAAAAAAAAUUACAAUUUUACUCAUUUUAAUUUUGUACCAUUUAAUUUGAUGGAAUUUUGAUAUGAAACUGAAAUGCGUAAAUCUUAAAAAUAGGCUCAUUUUUUUUUUUAUUAAUAUUAUUAUUUAGUUUUUUAGUGUUGAGCACAGAGAGUUGAGCGUUGGAUUUCAUGUGUGUUUUUAAUGGAGAAUUCAAUUACUAUUUGACAUUUCCAUCUUUUAAAGUGUAUAAUAUUACAUUUAAAGUGUUUUAAAAUUUAGGCAAAUGAAGGAUAUUAUUAUAAAAGCUGGCUUGGGGGAUUAGGAAUAUAGUUAGCCUCUUUAUUUAGUCUUCUGUCUCGCCAAAUAAUUGUGAUAUUUAUACUUAAUUUUUAAAAGGUUCAAUCAAUGCAUAUGUAGCAUACUCCAACAUCUGUAGUGUUACAAGUAACAUUAAUAUGACAGAUACAUGCUCAUCGUUGGUCAUGUUGACAUUGUGCAGUGCUUGAAAAUGCCAUUCAGCCUCUCAUGGACUUUCUUUUGUGUUUUAUUAGACACAGAUGGGAUUUAGGAUGAUGUAGACAUGUUUGAGUAUGCUCAGUGUAGAACACCACGUGUCUGCCAUUAUCAAUAACAUUUAUAAGUUAAAGUGCCGUUUCUGUACUUGCCAAACUGCAUUUUUUGCUUGUAAUAGUAAAUAAACAAUUAAAAUUGUGCUUACUAAAGCAGAACUUCAGAUUCACCGUGGGUUGGUCUGUUUCUGCACAGGUGUCUCGGUUUAUUGUUUACAUAUUUUCCAACAAAUGUAUUGUUACGCUGUAAAAUCAUAAUUAAAAUGUGAUCUCGUUUAAAUCAUGUUAAUAACACUUGGAUAUUAGUAUUAUAUAUUUGUUGUCACUGUCACUCAUCUGGGGGGGUCUGGGUAUCUCAGCGAGUAUUGACGCUGACUAUCACACCUGGAGUCGCGAGUUUGAAUCCAGGGCGUGCUGAGUGACUC
Molecule: messenger RNA, 3934 nt
Organism: Xyrauchen texanus (razorback sucker)
Lineage: Eukaryota; Metazoa; Chordata; Actinopteri; Cypriniformes; Catostomidae
Product: sphingomyelin synthase-related protein 1-like
Exons: 7
Coding region: 565-1806 (413 amino acids)
Biological process (GO): ceramide biosynthetic process
Cellular component (GO): endoplasmic reticulum membrane; Golgi membrane
Molecular function (GO): sphingomyelin synthase activity; ceramide cholinephosphotransferase activity; protein binding
Source: RefSeq, a predicted model, not a curated record